Messenger RNA from Manis javanica (Malayan pangolin), 3345 nucleotides. RefSeq names its product zinc finger protein 354A (gene ZNF354A). Gene Ontology annotation, molecular function: RNA polymerase II cis-regulatory region sequence-specific DNA binding; DNA-binding transcription activator activity, RNA polymerase II-specific. The record is from RefSeq and is a predicted model, not a curated record. NCBI's taxonomy places the organism in Eukaryota, Metazoa, Chordata, Mammalia, Pholidota, Manidae. Gene Ontology annotation, cellular component: nucleus. Gene Ontology annotation, biological process: regulation of transcription by RNA polymerase II.
GCGGGCGGGAUGUGGGAGGGAGUCCCGGGGCCUCGGGAGGAUGCGGCGCCGGGCCUUUGUGGGCCUUUGUGGGCGCGGCAGGCCAAAGGCCGUGCACCCCCGCGCUGUCCGCCUGCCACCAGCCGUCCGGCAGACGCUCCAGGAAAGCAGGUCGGGCUUUCGCCCCCGGGGGCCUCAGGCCCCAGCCACCAUCCUGCUUCCUCCCGACCCGUGCCCAGUGCGUCACCUGCCCGGCCCCAGCAGGAGGCUUAAUUUGCUACCGGCUGUCAGCGAACGUGGAGUUGCAUUUCCUCCCAUUUCCAUCUCACUGCCCUCCCGGGUGGGGUCAUAACGAAGUAUAGUGAGCGAGAAUGAGUUGUCGGCGUUCCCCAGUGGCAGGGUCGGGACCCAAGCUCAUAUCCUUGGUUUCCGUGCCCCUUUCUCAAGACCGCAUCUCUCCCCGCCAUAGGAAAGCUGAUGUUUUCCUGUUCCCAAUCAGUUUUCUCUAAAAAUACAGAAAUUGACUCCUUGACAGGGUGGGAGGAAUGGGGUGGAGAAAGCUUGAGGUGGAGAAAAGUUGUCACAUGGCGCGCAGUGAGAUUGGAGCUGCUGCUCUGGAGUGCGUCCUGGGAGACAUCCUGGUGCACCGUCACCGGCUGCGUGAACUGAGCUAAGUUGCUCCCACUCUGCCUUCAGUUUCCUGACCUGGAAACGGGGGUUACUGACAAUGCCAUCUGUGCUGUGGGAUUGAUUGGUCCCCAGGCCGUGCCCAGCACACAGUGAGGCGCAGUGCGACGCUGCUGCUGGUAGAGUUUUAGGCCCUUUUCCUCUGGGCCAGGAGAAGAUUUGGGGCUAGGACCAGGAUGGCCCAAACUUUCUCUCUGGUCCUGUCUGCUGCUAGUUCUUUCUGACUCCCCUCUAGAGUGACGUCUGGGCAGUUCCGGAGACUCCCCCUGCUGAGCAGGCCAGGGAAGGCACUGGCCCAGGAGUGACACCUGGUGUCACUCUCCUGUGGUGUUAAGAAUUUCAGAGGUGGUGGUUCUGAGGGGUGGAAAGCAGAAGGGGCUUCUUCCUCCUGGGUCCCUUUUUCCUAUCAGAUCUGCCUUCUGGAGACGCUGCCCAUCUUCAGAGGGAAGUGACCACAAAGAGGACAUGGCUACUGAACAGAGGGAAGCCAAGUCUCAGGACUCCUGUUUUCCAAACCAAAAGUGAUCUCCCUGUUGCAACAAGGAGAAGAUCCCUGGAAAGUAGAGAGAGAAAGUCCUGGAAGCUCUGUGUCAGGAUGGAAGAGCAGUCACAGAACCACAAAGUCAACUCAAACACAAGAUUCCUUUCAGGAGCUGAUAAUGACAAGAUCCAAAAGGCAUGGACCCUGGGACUUCAAAUCAGAAAAACCCUGCCCAUGUGAAGACAAAUAUGAGAAAAAGCAGGAGAAAAAAGAAAGUGUUCAGAUAGUUUCACUCACCCACAAAAUCUCUACUGUAGAAAGAAAACAUAAAAAUACUGAAUUUAGCCGAAGUUAUAGCCCAAAGUCAGCUCUUGUUAGGCAACAGAUGAUUCCAAGAGAAAAAACAACACCCAAAUGUGAAAUACAAGGAAACAGCUUCAAGCAGAAUUCAUAUUUACUUAAUCAACCGAAAAUCAACACAGUAGAGAAACGCUAUAAAUGUAGUAUAUGUGAGAAAACCUUCAUUAAUACUUCAUCCCUCCGUAAACAUGAGAAAAACCAUAGUGGAGAGAAAUUAUUUAAAUGUAAAGAAUGUUCAAAAGCCUUUAACCAAAGUUCAGCACUUAUUCAGCAUCAGAUAACUCAUACUGGAGAGAAACCCUAUGUAUGUAAAGAAUGUGGGAAAGCCUUCACUCUAAGUACAUCCCUUUAUAAACAUUUAAGAACACAUACUGUGGAGAAGUCCUAUAGAUGUAAAGAAUGUGGUAAAUCCUUCAGCCGAAGGUCAGGACUUUUUAUACAUCAAAAAAUCCAUGCUGGAGAAAAUCCCAAUAAAUAUAAUCCAGGUAGGAAGGCAUCCCUUCCUGGAUGUCAGAGACUACAUCUCCGAAAGAAGACCUAUUUAUGCAAUGAAUGUGGCAAUACCUUUAAGUCUAGUUCAUCCCUUCGUUAUCAUCAGAGAAUUCACACAGGAGAGAAACCUUUUAAAUGUAGUGAAUGUGGGAGAGCCUUCAGUCAGAGUGCAUCUCUUAUCCAACAUGAAAGAAUUCACACUGGAGAAAAGCCCUACAGAUGCAAUGAAUGUGGAAAAGGCUUCACUUCUAUUUCACGACUUAAUAGACACCGAAUAAUUCAUACUGGUGAGAAGUUUUAUAAUUGCAGUGAAUGUGGUAAAGCCUUAAGUUCCCACUCAACACUUAUAAUUCAUGAGAGAAUUCACACAGGAGAGAAACCAUGUAAAUGCAAGGUAUGUGGUAAAGCCUUCAGACAAAGUUCAGCCCUCAUUCAACACCAGAGAAUGCAUACUGGAGAAAGACCCUAUAAAUGUAAUGAGUGUGGGAAGACAUUCAGGUGUAACUCAUCCCUUAGUAAUCAUCAGAGAAUUCAUACAGGAGAGAAACCAUAUCGAUGUGAAGAAUGUGGAAUAUCAUUCGGCCAGAGUUCAGCUCUUAUUCAGCAUCGGAGGAUUCAUACAGGAGAAAAACCUUUUAAAUGUAAUACAUGUGGGAAAACCUUUAGACAAAGCUCAUCACGUAUUGCCCAUCAGAGAAUUCAUACUGGAGAGAAACCUUAUGAAUGUAAUACAUGUGGGAAACUUUUCAACCACAGGUCAUCUCUUACUAAUCAUUAUAAAAUUCAUAUUGAAGAGAAUGCCUAGAAAAUAGAUUUGCAUGUGUAAAAAGCCUUAAACCAAAGCUCAUCAGAAUACAUGAGUGAUGUAAUGGAUAUAAAAAAUCUUUCUAUAAUUUAGCCUUCAUCAGAAUUCAAUCCAAGGGUAAGCCUUGACUAUGUAAUAGAUAAUGAAGAAAGCAGAAAGUGUUCAUGACUGUCAGAUGCUUUUUAAAAUAACCUGAAAUGAAUUCACAAGUGGAGACGUUGGUUGUAAAAUGAAUUGUUUUUCUCUACAAUGUACACUAGAUAUCAUGUGUGAUUGUCAUAAACAUCUGAGUGAGGGGGUGUGCAGUGGAUUUCUUAUUUAAACUAUAUAAACUGGUAACACUUUUUUAUAACUAACAUUUAAUAGCAUAUAAAAGAUGUGAUCAAAUAAAUUCUACAUUUUUAGAGAAAAGGGCCAAAUAAAAGAUAAAAGUGAACUGUAAACUACCUCUUAGUUUCUGGGGUUUGUCCUUUUCCUGACCCAGUGUCAAACUUUGUGAAUGGAUUUCAUUUAAAAAUAGAAAUAAACAUCUGUUCUCUUC